Messenger RNA from Babjeviella inositovora NRRL Y-12698, 996 nucleotides. RefSeq names its product transcriptional regulator (gene SPT3). The coding region runs from base 1 to 996 and encodes 331 amino acids. Gene Ontology annotation, cellular component: SAGA complex. NCBI's taxonomy places the organism in Eukaryota, Fungi, Ascomycota, Pichiomycetes, Serinales. Gene Ontology annotation, molecular function: protein heterodimerization activity; transcription coregulator activity. The transcript has a single exon. The record is from RefSeq and is a predicted model, not a curated record. Gene Ontology annotation, biological process: transcription by RNA polymerase II.
AUGUCUCUAGCAUACAACAGUCCGGAAAAAUACAAGUACAAGGUGGAGAUCCAGCAGAUGAUGUUUGUGUCGGGGGAGACGAACGACCCUCCGGUAGAGACGACGUGUCUCAUUGAGGACAUACUCCGCGGCCAGGUGGUGGAACUUCUUCUUCAGGCGUCACGUAACUCGCAGAACCGUGGCUCCAAAAAUGUGACCGCAGAAGAUAUCAUCUUUCUCAUCCGGCACGAUAAGGCAAAGGUUAACCGCUUGCGGACAUAUCUCUCGUGGAAGGACGUGCGGAAAAAUGCCAAGGACCAGGAAAGUGGCGGAUUAGAGAACACAGACCAGUUACUCGAGGAUGAGGCUUCGGCUCAGGCGAACAAUGCGGGCAAGGGGCCAGCAGCAAACUCACAGUCGGUGAUCAACAAAAACAUGAGCAAAAAGUCGAAAAUUAGACUUCCAUGGGAGUUACAGUUCAUGUUUUCUGAGCAGCCAUUGGAUACGGCUGCAGACGAGGACCAGGUUGACGAGGACGAAAAGGAGGCCAUUGUGGCGUCGAUGAAGCGGUUGAAGGCGGCAGAUGACAGAACUCGAAACAUGACGAAGGAAGAGUAUGUUCACUGGUCUGAGUGCAGACAGUCGUCGUUCACAUUCCGCAAGGCUAAGCGGUUCAGGGAGUGGUGUGGGAUUGGCGUUUUGAUGGACGGAAAGCCCCAUGACGAUGUGAUAGAUACGCUUGGGUUCUUGACCUUUGAGAUGGUGUGCUCUAUUACCGAAGAGGCUUUAAAAGUGAAGUUGGCACAAGAGAGUUACUCAAAGAACCACACCGAGGAGAAGGGAGGGAAGGAAAAGCGGAGACAUUAUUUGUUUGAUGCGCCGGAUGAGAUGGCAAAGCCGAUAGUGGCGAAGCAUAUUGAGGAGGCGUGGAGAAGGUUGCAGACAGUGGCGAUCAAGAGGCGGGCGAUUAGAAGCUUCAGAGGGGGGAGAGUCAUGUCGAGAACCCAGCUUGUUUAG